This is a messenger RNA of Monosiga brevicollis MX1, 2037 nucleotides long. RefSeq lists its product as uncharacterized. Gene Ontology annotation, biological process: mRNA splicing, via spliceosome. The transcript has 10 exons. NCBI's taxonomy places the organism in Eukaryota, Choanoflagellata, Craspedida, Salpingoecidae. The record is from RefSeq and is a predicted model, not a curated record. Bases 1 to 2037 code for a protein of 678 amino acids. Gene Ontology annotation, cellular component: nucleus. Gene Ontology annotation, molecular function: RNA binding.
AUGGGCGUCGACACCCUGAUCGUGACCGGGGUUGGAACAGAGACCGUCACUGGGACCGAGAACGAGGUUGGGACCGAGACCGAGCCCCGGGCCGAGAUUGGGACCGCCAUCGCCAUUAUGAUGACCGUUCGUCAUGCCCUUCCCAUGCGCCCCUCCUCCUGCACUUGCAUCCAACCAUCCUCAGCCCCCACACUCUGGCCACACGACAUAUCGGAUAAUCGACGCACGCAUUCCCCCAGCGACCGCCACUGGACCCAUGACAAGUAUGGCUCUAAGGACCUGGACUCUCAACGCUGGCGAGAUUCCGACCAACGCCACCGCGCCGAGGAUACUGCACCACCCGUCUCUCGCCACGUGGUGUUUCGCAAUUUGAAUUAUGACGCCACGGAAGACGACAUUUUUCGUACACUCGAUGCGCUCAACCUUCCCACUCCGUUGAAGAUUACCAUCUUGCGCGAGCAAGACACCGGCGAGUCACGGGGCGUUGCCUUUGUGGAUUUUGAGCGCAUCGAGGACGCCCAAACUCUUGUGGACCAGGCCACGCUAGAAAUUAUGGAGCGCACUGCCCGUGUCUGUUUCAAGGAGGGCCGUCGUCGAGAUGGCGGUGCUCACCAGGAACCACCUAGCAACGUGCUGAUUGCUCGCAAUCUGUCUCCCAUGACCGACGAGGCAUCGCCACCCAUAAAAACACGGGUAAUGCGCGACCAAGAUGGCGUUUCGCGCUGCUUUGGAUUCAUUGAUUACAGCUCAGACCAGGAGGCGCGCAUGGUUCUGGACCGCAUUGCUACAACCGAGCUGCCCUUUUUGGUGGACAAUCGUGAAAUCUCAGUCAACUUUGCUCGAGCAUUCGAUGACUUGCCUGUGCGCGGCAGUGGGGGCAGCGCCGCACUUGCGGUCCAGCGAGCAGACAGUAAGGAGCCAGAGAACCCCAUGGAGCGGUUGCGCGUGGAUCCAGCCACGGGAUGGCUAUAUGACCCACAUACGUCGUACUAUUAUGACAAGAUACACCGCCUCUUUUACAACGGUGCCACUCGACAGUACAUGCAGUGGGAUACGACUACAAAGCUGUUUGUGGCCGUUGAAACCCCACCCGACGUUAAGGAGCGUGAGCAGCAAAUGUGGGCAGCCGCCCUCAACCAGACAACCGCCGCAGCUACAGCUGCCAAGCAGGACGAUGCUGACCCCGCCAAGGCUAUGGCCAACCAGCUCGAGGAAUGGGAGCGCAAGCAAGAACGCAAGCGACAAAAAGAGGCCAAGAGCGGCGUUCUCAUCAAGAAGAAAGUCAAGGCAGCAGCUACCGGCUUCAAGGUCGUCGGCGCCAGCGAGACCACCGAUCCAUCAGCCGAGGGCGAAGAUGGGGCAGAAGAGGACGAUGGCGUUGACUACGACAGUUUGGUGCAAAAAUUGCCCCCUGAGGUGGGCACGGUGCACGACUGGGAUGUACUUGAGCAAAGGCAGUUUAUCAACGUGGAGAAAUUUGCGUGCUUGUUGUGCAAGCGCGCGUUGGAGACCAAGGAUAAGUUGGAAAAGCACAUUCGCGUAUCAAAGCUACAUGUGGACAAUGUCGCCAAAGCACGCGAGAAAGUAACUUCGAUGUUGACCACCCGCGAGCGGGAGAAAUUGGCUGAUGCCGAAGCUCGGGCGGCCUAUCGUGAUAGGGCAAAGGAGAGGCGUAAACUGCAUGGGCAGAAACGCAAGCCACCCCAGUCAUUUCGCAAGCGUGCGGCCCCGCAAGCCCCAGUGGUGGAGCAGCCCACCAAGGAUGGUAUCAAAGAAGACAAUGUGGGCAAUCGUAUGCUCAAAGCCAUGGGCUGGAGCGAGGGUAAAGGGCUUGGCAAGGAUGGCUCGGGCAUCGUCAAGCCGAUUGAGGCAGAGGUUCGAGUCCAGGGUGCUGGUCUCGGUGCCGCGCCCACCUACAAGGUAGAGGAUGGCGAUCUGACCGGCACGAUGAAGAACAUGGCGCGUGCCCGUUAUGAGCGCGUCCUUCGCGAAGAGCAGGUCCAAGAUCACGAUGUUCCUAGCGCAACCGCAACGUGA